This is a messenger RNA of Owenia fusiformis, 1204 nucleotides long. The record is from the annotation of a GenBank genome assembly. NCBI's taxonomy places the organism in Eukaryota, Metazoa, Annelida, Polychaeta, Sabellida, Oweniidae.
UAACAGCACAACACCAUUGGCUGCUGCAAGAGUGUUGGCAGAAUAUAUUGAAGACAAGAGUGCACCAGUCCUGGACCUUGCUGCUGGGACUGGUAUUGUUGGAGGAGAGUUGAAGAGGUUGGGGUUCACUCACAUAGACGCCUUGGAUGCCAGUCAAGCAAUGUUGGACAAGGCCGUAGAGAAAAAUGUCUAUAAGAGGCUAAUAUGUGACUACAUGGGACCAAACGUAUUGGAUAUCAAAGACGAUACGUAUGGGGGUGCUGUAGCAACUGGUUGUUUUGUAACUGGCCAUGCCAGACAGGACUGCUUCUUAGAAAUCAUAAGAGUCCUUAAGCCAGGUGGCGUACUGAUUAUCCAGCUAAACAAGGCUGGUCUGGCUAAACCCUAUUUGGCUGGGUUUGAGGACACCUUAAAAGCUCACGAAGAUGACAAAUUAUGGACAUUGCUGAAAAAAGAAUUUAUUCCUUAUGUACUAGGAAACAACGAUGGUUUGAGAUACGUUUACAAAAAAAAUUAGAUGAGAAUUCUCUACGGCCUAGACAAUUUGAAUCAAAUUUGAACUCUGUUAUCAAAAGCAUAUAUUUAUAAUUGAAACAUUUAAAACCACGUUGCAAAAGCAGACAACACAACUGUUAGUUUUAGUAACCAAUUUGAUUCAAUGAAUUGGAUCAUGGAAAACGUUGAAUGGAACUCAAUGUUACAAAACAUACAUAUAAUAGUAUAAUAUAUGUAUUAUAUAAUAUAAUUUAAACAUAUAAAACAUAUGUUAGAAAUGUAGACAACAGAACUGUAAGUUAUAGUAAUCGAGGAGGUUACAAUAAAUUAGAUACGAAAUAAAUUAGAUAAAGUCUGUGAAAGUACUCUACCAAUGAUGGCCUGUGACGUCUAUUAAAACAUUCCCCGAUGCAGGGAAAUCGUGAUUUUUAGUCCAUGAUGGCACAAAAAUUAGAAUGAUCCGAAAAGUAUCUCACAGAAAUGACAAGGGGAUGAAAAGGAGCGACACGUUUUGCAAACUCAUCAACGUAAUUUUUCCGGGUUUGGCAUUUUUCCGUGCUGUAAAAAUAAAAUUUGUGUUUUUCGUCAAUUUUUCCGGGUUUUUAAAUGUGUCGCUAGGUAAAAUUCCGGGUUACCCGGAUAAAAUUCCGUGCAGUGACAAGUAUUUCAUUCUUUACUAGAGAAUUCUCAUGUAGAGAGAGGUUUAGCU